AUGGGCAUCCCACGCUUCUAUCGCUACAUGUCGGAGCGAUAUCCGCUUAUAAACCAGCCAAUCUCGGACGUAUCGCUGCUGCCUGAAUUUGACGCCUUCUAUCUCGACAUGAACGGUAUCGUACAUAACUGUACCCACUCGGACGCUGCCGACGAUACGCUCAACUCGCUGUCGCUCGAGGCGCAGCUACACGGUAUAUUUACGUAUCUGGACCGUCUCAUAACGCACAUUAUCAAGCCCAAGCAGCUUGUGUAUAUUGCAAUCGACGGCGUAGCGCCUCGAGCCAAGCUCAAUCAACAACGUUCGCGUCGUUUUCGGGCCGGUUUAGAACGUCAAGAGGCCAUGGAAAAGGAGAGACACAUGCAGAUUAAGCUUGAAGACGAGAAGAAUGGCCACAAGGCCAAACCCGUGACCAACAAGUUUGAUUCGAACUGUAUUACACCAGGCACUGAGUUUUUGAGCAAUUUGUCGCAGCAUUUGGUCUAUUUUGUCCGUCAAAAGAUGAAAAAUGAUCCACUUUGGGCCCGGCUUGAAGUGUUCUUUAGUGGAAGUGAAGUACCAGGGGAGGGAGAGCAUAAGAUUGUCGAGUUUAUUCGUCACCGUAAGAUGGCGAGUAAUUAUGAAGCCAAUAUGCGUCAUUGUAUGUAUGGCAGUGACGCCGAUCUGAUGCUCUUGGGCUUAAUGACUCAUGAACCUCAUUUCACGCUAGUAAGAGAGACAGUCGUGUGGGGAAGUCAACAUAAGAAGGUUGCGGCCAAACAGAUUCAAGAGCAGCAGUGGCAGUUGGUACAUUUGAGCUUAUUUCGGGAGUAUCUCAUGAUAGAGAUGAAUGUGCAACCACCACUGGAUGGAGAACGAAUGCUGGAUGAUUUUAUUCUACUGACGUUUCUGCUGGGAAAUGACUUUAUACCACAUAGUCCGACGUUAGAGAUCAGUGAAGAUGCAAUUCCGUUGUUGCUAAAAGUAUAUCGGGAGUUGCUCGAGAGUCACAAGGGAAAUUGUUUGACGCUGAAUGGAAAGAUUACAAAUGUCAACUUGCUUCAGAAACUUUUUCAGAUUAUUGGCAACCAGGAGGAGGAAAUUCUCAUUAACCGUGCGAUGGAAGAGAAACGACGGUCAGGACGUCGGGGUGGGAGACAGCAAGCCAAACAGCACGAUGUUAAUGCCGAGGAAGUACAAAAAGCUAUCACAGCUCUUCGUGGCGAUGAUGAGGAUGACCACCCACCACCGUUAGUAGAAGAUGAAGAGGAAGCCGAGCGUGCAUUGCUAGAGGCGCUGGAUGGCCGUGAUGACACGAUAAUGUCAUUUGAACUCAUGAAGAGCGAUCGUGAGGUGCUUAUGUUAGUUGGCAGUGAGAGUUUUCAGGACACAAAGUGGAAUUACUACGAGCGAAAAUAUGGCAUUAAACGCGGUAAUGGCGACGCUGACAACAAGGACCUGGAAGAAGUGAAAAAGGCCUACAUGGAGGCAUUAGUGUGGUGUCUCGCCUACUACUUCCAAGGUCCGCCAUCGUGGGCGUGGUACUACCCUUACCAUUACGCCCCAAUGAUUUCCGAUCUGACGGACAUUGAAGACAUGAUUACACAUGUAAAGUUUGAUGAAGACCCGACGAUUGCAGGCCCGUUGCUACCGUUCGAACAGUUGAUGUCAAAUCUUCCGUCCUCAAGCGCCAACCUCGUGCCGGAGCCGUACAGAUACCUUAUGGUCUCUCCUUUAUCACCAAUUAAACAUUUCUACCCAGAGACGUUCGAAAUUGACAUGGAAGGUAAGCGCAACCCUUGGGAAGGCGUGAACUUGCUGCCUUUCAUUGACGUGGCAUUGCUAAAGCAGACUAUCGCUCAAUACUGCUUAGACUCUCAGUUGACUGAGAUCGAAAGACGACGUAACAAAUUACAGCUUUUGCCACUUCGAAUUGUAAGAGAUUUGAAUGUGCUAGACACUUUAAAGUCAACCUUGCCAGGUGCUACUGGAUUUCCUGAUGUCUUAUAUUGCAACACACGGGUGGAGGACUAUACCCUGCCAAUAAUUCCUGGUGGCGAGUUCCAGAGUAAGCGGAUGGAAGGUGUUGUGCUUCCACUUGCUGGUUUUCCGUCGCUUCAUUCGGUACGCCUUGAAAGUACUCGCAUUGCCAGUGUCGGAUUAAAUUGUUUCGGUAUGAGUUCGCGUAAGUCAAGUCUCAUUCUCCAGCUUCCCGCAUCGGGGAAGUUGAAUGAUGGAGAAAGUGCUAGUGCUGACGAGAUCAACCCGCGUGAGAUUCUGGGUACUACUGUCUUGGCGAAUUGGCCGAACCUUCACGAAGCCCUCGUUGUGUGUAUUAGCACGCAAUCUGGCGAAUACCGUCUGAUGCAGUCUAGCCGCAAGCACAAUAACCACGGCCAUAUUCAGAAUGAAGUCGUCUUCAGGCCGAGUGGCCCCGACGAAAAGAGCGCGUGGGCGCACUAUGCUCAGACGGAGGUGGUCAAGUUGCUGUCUGGUCGCGGACUUCCGGGCAGUGGUGGCAUCGACCUGGGCAGGACUGGAAUCACUACGAUACUGCAUGUAUUGCCUCUUCAAGGUAUGGUGUCAAAUCCGCUAACUGGUGCUAUUGAGAAAAAGUUUGGAGAUACGGAGGCACUUGUGCCCGCCCAGCUUACCGUUCGUAAUCGUAAGCUCCUAGAUGCACGGUUCGAGGAAACCACCUCGCCGCCGUUGCACGAGCGAUUCCCUGUUGACUCCAAAGUGCUUAUUACACGUGGCAAGUGGCUCGGCUGUACUGCUAUUGUGCGUUCACAGGAUGAGGAGCAACACACUGUUACCGUCCAUGUGAACACAAUUGAUCAGGAGCCGCCGUUUGGCUACAUAAUCGCACAAACGAUCACAGAACGGUUUUUUCCGGGGUAUUUGGUGGCUCAGAAGCUAAUGAUCUCAGCGUCAACUUUGGGCUUGAUCACCGGAAGCGUAAUUAUCAAGCCCAAUGGGGCUGAUAUUGGAUUGAACAUUCGCUACCGCAAGGAGUUGCUUCUUCCUGGCUAUUGCAGACUUGUCAGACGCGACAAUAGCAGCUUCAGCUCUGGCGAUGUUUGGAGAAAGGGCGAUAUUGUAAAAAUUGUGGGGAGCAGCGGCAGUGAUGAUUCCCGCUCGGACGCUUUGCAGAAUAGAGAUGGCAGUGUUACUGCUUGGGAGUACACUGAGCGUGCGGUGCAGCUGAUUGCAUCGUACCAGAAAGAAUUUCCCGAGAUUGUUCGGAAUUUGAGUCGGCUACCCUUCGCAACAACUUACCAAGGUAGGAACGUUUUCGGAAUUGAUGAUGCCGAACGUGUGGAGGUUAAGAUAGAAGCAGUAAAGCAGUGGAUCGAGCAGCAGCGUUUGGGUACGAGCGAGCAUUCUAAGCAUAUUCCGGUGACAUCGGAGUACAUUGCUUCGAACGCAAUUCGUGCUAUGGAAGCCGCUGGAGCUUUACGUGCGUCAGAGCGCGCUAAAACUACUGACGUGCAAAGAUGUGCACCUGUUGUGGCAACUGUCAGUACUGCGGAUUUGUUUCGUCCGAACCCGCUGGUGAACCAGGAUCUAACGGGGCACGAAGUAUCGCAGCGAUCAUCGCUUAACCAAGGUGCGCCAAUUUUGGGGGACCGCGUGAUUAAUAUCAGUGCGCGUGGGGUUCCGUUGGGUCACCGUGGUACUGUUGUAGCUACCCACAUAAGCAGUCGGUGCGUGGAGGUACUCUUCGAUGAGAGCUUCACGGGCGGAGAGGCACUCUACGGAACUACCAGUCUUGACCGCGGCAAGAUUGUGGCCUGGAACAACUUGCUGUGCGUAUCGGUUCCGCCAGGCAGCAAAAAACAACCGAAUAACAAAUGCUCGAAGCAGGGCCAGAAUGGAAAUAUGGCGCAGUAUAACAAUGGUGCCGAUCAGCGGCGUUACUCAGGCGGAAUGUCUGCUAUUAGCACAAAUGGCCGCAUGCUUAAGAAAAGUUUGAAAUCAAACGAUAAGGCUCCUACGUUGUUGGUUCCGCCGCCAAUUCCCAGCGCAAUACCAGCGCCUCCGAAUCCAGAAAAGAUUCAGCAGCUGAUUCAAAAAUGGAGCUUUGAUGGUGAAAUUGCUACUCAGGGUAGCGGAAAAGCAUUGCCCACUAUCGAGAUCCCAAAAGUAUCAGCACCACCGCUACCGACGUCGGCAUCCAUGCCAACGGCAGAGCAGAAGCUGGCUCCAUCCGUCGCAGCACUGUUUUCGGCGGCGGAGGCUGCGGCUAUAGCGCCUUCUCCGCCUAACGCAUUGAUGGGGCUGUUCCCUUGCACGUACAAGCAAUCCUCCGGUAAGCCUUCGCUGCUUACUCCUCCUCUACCGAGUGGAACCCCGACGCAGUUUAUACCAUCACCUCCAGCGUUCUAUGCGACGCAGCUACCGCAACCGCAGCUCGUCUUGAUGCCCGACGGAUCGUAUGCUCCAAUGUAUGCGCCACCACUCUCUGGAGCUUUCUUGCCGUCCCAGACGCCAUUUCCAGUUCCGCCCAGCAUAGAAGAGUAUAUCCCUGGUGGAGCUGCUUUUCGCUUAAAAACCGACAAGAGGUUGAGCGCAACGACGGAGACUGCAUUUGACGGAUCCAAGUGGAAACACCGCAGUCAUGGCGGAAGGGGCAAGCAGGGGACAUUGCCGAAGAGUGGUGGGAACGCCAUAGUGAAGCAGACAGGUGCUCAAUCGACUCAUAGAAAAUGGGUCCCAAAGCAGAGCGGUGACGCGAAGGGCCGACCACAGCUUUUGCUCCCAUCUCAGGUUAUGCGUCAACAGAAGCCUCAGCAGUAG
Peronospora farinosa is the source of this 4779-nucleotide messenger RNA. The record is from the annotation of a GenBank genome assembly. Lineage: Eukaryota; Oomycota; Peronosporomycetes; Peronosporales; Peronosporaceae.